Molecule: messenger RNA, 249 nt
Organism: Guyanagaster necrorhizus
Lineage: Eukaryota; Fungi; Basidiomycota; Agaricomycetes; Agaricales; Physalacriaceae
Exons: 3
Coding region: 1-249 (82 amino acids)
Biological process (GO): mitochondrial respiratory chain complex assembly
Cellular component (GO): mitochondrion
Source: RefSeq, a predicted model, not a curated record
AUGGCAAAGGAAGAAAUUGCUGCACCGCAGGAUAAUGUAAAGCCUUUGAACUACAGGGAGCAAUUCCAGGUAGGUUCUAUGCUUAUUAGUCCGUGUGAAGCUGCCUCGAAAGCCUCUUUGAGCUGUCUUAGUCGCAAUGACUAUGACCGAGAUGCAUGUCAAGCAUAUUUUCAAGCAUAUAGGGAUUGCAAGGCCGCUUGGCUUCAGCAAAGAAGGGAUGAUAGGAAAGCCGGCCGGCCUUCAUCAUAG